Messenger RNA from Meloidogyne enterolobii, 258 nucleotides. The record is from the annotation of a GenBank genome assembly. NCBI's taxonomy places the organism in Eukaryota, Metazoa, Nematoda, Chromadorea, Rhabditida, Meloidogynidae.
AGAAAGGAGAGUGAUGAAACGACUGCGUUUGAGAUGGGUUCAGUCGACGACAUGAUCGCUGUAAUCUGGAAGAGAGUGGAGAAAGAUCACGCCAAAGCCAAGAUGCAGUUCCUUGUAGACCAGUUCGAGAAGCACAGGGACAACGAGGUCUACGCCCGCGAAUAUCAACCGGAAAGGUCUAAAAAGGGAUAUGAUGCCGUUGGGGAUUUCCUGUAUUGGAAAAGGGUGAGAAAAAUAUUUUUUUCUAAAGUCAACUAG